Molecule: messenger RNA, 1048 nt
Organism: Acanthisitta chloris (rifleman)
Lineage: Eukaryota; Metazoa; Chordata; Aves; Passeriformes; Acanthisittidae
Gene: TRAPPC13
Product: trafficking protein particle complex 13
Exons: 10
Cellular component (GO): TRAPPIII protein complex
Source: RefSeq, a predicted model, not a curated record
AACCAGAGAAUCAAAAUUUCCACAGCUAAAGAAAAAUGUUAGUUAUAUUCACUUACUUGCACUUUCAUCGAGGUUAUUAAAGCAAGUCUCUGUAAAGAUUGCUGAUCUUCAGACAAGUUCUCAGCGUUUGAACCUUUCAGCUUCUAGUGCUGCAGUGGCAGAACUUAAACCUGACUGUUGCAUCGAUGAUGUGAUCCAUCAUGAAGUAAAGGAGAUAGGAACACACAUCCUGGUUUGUGCAGUAAGUUAUACUACACAGAGUGGAGAGAAGAUGUACUUCAGAAAGUUCUUCAAGUUUCAGGUUCUUAAACCACUGGAUGUGAAAACCAAAUUCUACAAUGCUGAGAGUGACCUCAGUUCUGUGACAGAUGAAGUGUUUUUGGAAGCUCAGAUUCAGAAUAUCACGACCUCUCCAAUGUUUAUGGAGAAGGUUUCUCUAGAGCCAUCUAUGAUGUACAAUGUGGCAGAACUGAACACAGUUGACACAGCAGGGGAAAGUGAGUCAACUUUUGGUGCAAGGACUUAUUUACAGCCUAUGGAUACACGUCAGUACUUGUACUGCCUAAAGCCAAAGCAGGAAUUUGCAGAGAAAGCUGGAGUAAUAAAAGGUGUAACAGUGAUUGGGAAACUAGACAUUGUGUGGAAAACUAAUCUGGGUGAACGAGGAAGGCUGCAAACUAGCCAGCUCCAACGGAUGGCUCCUGGGUAUGGGGAUGUAAGGCUUUCCCUGGAGACAAUACCAGACACCGUGAAUUUGGAGGAACCUUUUGACAUCACAUGCAAAAUAACAAAUUGCAGCAGUGAAAGGACUAUGGAUCUGGUGUUGGAAAUGUGCAACACCAAUUCCAUCCACUGGUGUGGAGUUUCAGGAAGGCAACUCGGAAAGCUGCACCCAAGUUCAUCCCUUCAUCUUGCACUCACACUGUUGUCUUCAGUGCAGGGAUUGCAAAGUGUCUCUGGCUUAAGACUUACAGACACGUUUUUGAAGAGGACAUAUGAGUAUGAUGAUAUUGCCCAAGUCUGUGUAGUUUCAUCAGAAGUCAAAUAG